UCGUUGUUCUCGAGUGCUCACACUCCCUGGCACCAUUCUUAUGUCGCCUCCAGCCAUUUUGGCUUCCAAGUCAAAGAUCAAGAGCGGCUCCAUUCGACCAUGGUGCGUCGUGCGGGGAGAGCCCUCCUGAUCGCGUUGGCCUUGCUCAUCGCCUGCGAUGUCCUCUCCUUUUGCGCGCCUCUGGCGCGGCGAGGGGCCAACAGCAGCCGAUUCACAGGGUCUCUGCAUCCGGCGCCGGAUGCUCCUCUGACACCAGCAGCCGCGGGCACGUCCGCCAUGUCCACCAGCCAGGUCUACUUCACCGGCAUCGGCUGGUAUCUGAUGCAUUUCGUGGUCAGCAUCGGCAACGACAGCAUCAUGAAGUUCCUGGGGGAGACCUUGCCGCCCUUCCAGGUGGUCUUCCUGCGCUUCAGCACGGCCGCGCUGGUGCUGCUGCCGCUGCUGGUGAUCCAGGGCAGGAGCGCCUUCAAGUCCGCCAGGCUCUCCAUGCACUUCAGCCGGGGCCUGCUGCUGGCGCUGGGCAUCGGACUGUGGUGCUUUGGGCUGAACCUCAUGCCCUUCGCAUCCUGCGUGGUGAUCAACAACACCAUGCCCUUCUUCAAGAUGCUCUUUGCCCAGCUGAUUUUGGGCGAGAAGGUGGGCAAGCAGCGUUGGUUGGCCUCUCUGGCCGGGUUCAUCGGCUGCUUGAUUGUGUUCAACCCCACGGCUGCCACCUUCCAGCCGCAGUCUUUAGUGUUGAUCCUCUCCGCGUGCUGCUUCGCCAUGCUUGACAUCUUUAACAAGAAGUACACCGCCUCAGAGACCGUCACCUCUAUGCUCUUCUACGGCUCUUUGGCCACCGCGGCCAUCUCGGCGGUGCGCGCGAUCCCCGGCUGGGUGCCGGUGACCGGGUCCCAGCUGGGGCUCAUCGGGUGCCUGGGCAUCGGCGCCAACUUCUUGCUGUAUUGCUUGCUGAAGGCCUUCAAGUACGUGGAUGCGUCGGCCACCUGCCCGUACCGAUACACGGAGUUCGUUCUCUCCGCCAUUGUGGGCUUUUUUGCCUUCAAAGAGCUUCCGUCCUCCUCCACGCUGUUGGGUUCCUGCAUCAUCCUCCCCUCCGUGAUCUACACGGCCUACGCGGAGACGCGAGAGACCUCGGACGAGAAGGAGGACGUGGCGGCGCCGUGAAUCCACGAGCAAUGGGCAAUUUUCGGUUCCAGCAGACUGCCGAGGCUGCGCGAGCAGCAGGCCCGCGAACGUGCCGGGGCACCUGAGUGCGCAGGGCUGGGGCAUGGCUGUUUGAACGCGACGGAAC
This is a messenger RNA of Effrenium voratum, 1294 nucleotides long. The record is from the annotation of a GenBank genome assembly. NCBI's taxonomy places the organism in Eukaryota, Dinophyceae, Suessiales, Symbiodiniaceae.